Drosophila navojoa is the source of this 429-nucleotide messenger RNA. Its product is annotated as tubulin polymerization-promoting protein homolog. Lineage: Eukaryota; Metazoa; Arthropoda; Insecta; Diptera; Drosophilidae. The record is from RefSeq and is a predicted model, not a curated record.
UAUUUAUAUACAUAGUAUAUUUCAUUUAGUUCCUUAGUAUAUAUAGUCUCUCUAGCACCAUGGCCGAUGACGACGAUAAACCAAAGAAGCACACGAUCGAGUCGCUCUUUCGCAUUUACUGCAAUCAUAAGGUGAUUGGCUCCGAUCUAGAAAACCAGGAAUAUCAUAGUAUUCUGCUCUCGCAACUGGACUGCUGGCUGGAGCAGGCCAAGCUAAUGCCUGUGCCCAUUACGCGCACACAAACCGGGCUAAUCUAUAUGCGCUAUAAAAAGUGGCGUCUGGAAUAUGAAGAUUUUCUUGAGGUGCUGCAAAUACUCUGCUCUGAGUCAGAUUUGAACUAUGAGGAAAUGAAGGAAACACUCGUCUUGGCUGGCGCACCGACUGGUGCUACGGAAAUCGUUGUAGUUAAAUAAAAAUUUUGAUUAUGUG